Aedes aegypti (yellow fever mosquito) is the source of this 8757-nucleotide messenger RNA. It is a transcript of the gene Sbf, whose product is annotated as myotubularin-related protein 13. NCBI's taxonomy places the organism in Eukaryota, Metazoa, Arthropoda, Insecta, Diptera, Culicidae. The transcript has 9 exons. The record is from RefSeq and is a predicted model, not a curated record. Bases 600 to 6668 code for a protein of 2022 amino acids.
AAAAAUCCAACUUUCCAAACGACGACGACGAACAUCGGUCGGGAAGCCAUCAGCAGUCGCAGUCAGUAAGCAAAAAUAUAACGUCGAAGCGGAGAGCAUAAAGAAACCACAAAAUCGUUCAUUCGAUUCGACCAGAGUGCAAAGUGCCUAGACACGUCCGUCGUUGCCCAGUUUUUCGUGUUCCGUGCGUCGUGGAAAUUUUCGCAGGAGCAGCGCAGUGCAAGUGAAGAAAGCAAUCUCAUCGAAAGCGAAGAAGUGCCCUUUUGGAAAUCUGAGCGCAAGUGAAAUCAUAAAAAUGGUGGACAGUGGUUGACAGAUUCUUCGUCGUCAUCGCUUGUGUGGCGUAACUGGAAUAGCAGCAUAAUCGUCACACGAAGAAGCUCACAAAGCAGAAGAACGAUUACGAAGUGUUCUGAAGAGGAUCCAGCUGAGCAAAGAGGAUCCAGCUGAGCAAAGAGGAUAGCCGAUAGAAGAGGCACUGCUGAGGAAGCACACGCACUUUCGGAGGCGGACGUGACAGACGAGAGGAGGGGUGGAGGAGAGAUUGUAGACGGUUUCCUAGGCCUAGCAGAAAUCUCCGUCCACCACCGCCACGGAAAAUGUCACGGCUCGCCGAUUAUUUUGUGAUUGUCGGUUACGAUCACGAGAAAGAACGCACUGGAUCCCGCACUGGAAAAAUUCUACAACGUUUCCCAGAGAAAGAUUGGGCCGACACUCCUUUCAUCGAAGGCAUCGAAUGGUUCUGUCAACCCCAAGGCUGGUCCCUGUCGACCGUCCGCCAGGAACCACAGUUUUUCGUAUCGGUCCUAACGGACAUCGAUGCCAAUAGGCACUAUUGCGCUUGCCUGUGCUUCAACGAAACCAUUGCCAUCACUCCCAGUAAACCCAUCGAUGAGGAAGAGGAAGAUGACAACCUCUCGCCCAGUAGUAGAGCCUUGCUGGCCGCAUCCAGUGGACCACCCUCCAUAACCCAUCACAGUAUAAUGUAUGCUCCAAAGUGUUUGGUGAUAGUCUCCCGACUGGACUACAUUGAAACGUUUCGGAACUGCCUCGGCACGAUCUACACGGUGUACCUGGAAAGCCUGAAGUUCCACCUGCAUCAUCUGAUAGGUAGUAUAUUGGGAUGCAUUCAGGUUCCUCCUCCCGGUGGACCCCAGGUCCGCUUCUCCAUCGGUGCCGGGGACAAACAAGUUCUACAACCGCCCAUUUCACCAACCAUCCCCGUAACGGGGUCCUGCGUAAGUCUUCUGUUCCACCAGCUUGGCAUCAAAAAUGUGAUGCUUCUGUUCUGCGCCGUAAUGACCGAGCACAAAAUUCUCUUCCACUCGACGAGCUAUUCUCGGUUGACCGAUAGCUGCCGAGCUCUGACCGCCCUGAUGUAUCCAUUCCGCUACAGUCACGUGUACAUUCCGAUCCUGCCAGCAUCGCUGGUGGAAGUAUUAUCCACACCGACGCCCUUCAUCAUGGGUAUUCAUAGCUCGAUGCAAACGGAAGUCACCGAAGUGCUCGAUGUGAUCAUAGCCGAUCUGGACGGUGGGUCUAUCCACAUUCCCCAAUCGCUGGUACCUCCACCGGCUGAACUACCCAAAGCACUGCGGGAAGCUACGGAGAUCGCUCUGCAACAGGUAUUACACCCGGAGUUGACGCGGGCCGAUUUGGCCUUUCCACCGAACAACAUCAACAACAAUGGGUACAACUUUCGUGAGCAGAAAAGCGACGAAAUGCUGGACAAGGAAAUCCGGGCGGUGUUCAUGAGGUUGUUUGCCCAACUGCUUCAGGGCUACCGAUCGUGUUUGACGUUGAUUCGAAUCAAUCCCAAGCCAAUCAUUCAGUUUCACCGGGCGGGUUUCCUGGGGGCGAGAGAUUUGGUGGAUUGCGAUUUUUUGUCACGGGUAUUGGACAGCAUGUUCUUUACGGGUUUCGUGACGGAACGGGGGCCUCCCUGGAGACCUUGCGAUGCGUGGGACGAGCUGUACAGUGCGAUGAAUGAUUUGCUCAAACAGGAAAUGCAAGAUCCCCAUCUGGUGCUGAUUCACAUCCAGGAAUUGGCCAAGCAGCUGUAUACCAAUGAGAAUCCCAGUCCACAGCCGUACCAACAGAAGGUUCUGAGGCCACCCGAAGGGGCAUUUGCUCGAAUACACCAACCGCCGAUGCCGUUGAUCGACUCUCAAGAAGUUCAAAACGUGAUCAACGAAGGAUUGGCCGCGAAUGAUCUACAAGCGCGUUUGCAGACUAUUCGACCGCCCCAGAGGAUAGUACCUAUGGGACCCUAUCUGAAACCGGUUCUCGAACUACGACCAGUGGUCAACAAUAGCGCCCGGAAGCUGGAAGUGUUGAAGAAUUGCAUCAGCUGUAUCUUCGACAACAAGAUCACUGAAGCGAGAAAGAGUUUUCCGGCCGUUUUGCGGAUAUUGAAACAACGAGACGCUAGGCUGACGCUAUGCAGGGAACUGGCAAAGAUAGCACACGGAAACAAACAGCUAGAUCAUCAACAGUUCGAUUUGGUAGUGAAACUGAUGAAUCGAGCUCUGCAGGAUGAUUCCUCCAAAGACGAGUACGGAGUUGCAGCCGCGUUACUUCCGCUGUCAACGACCUUCUGUCGCAAACUCUGCACCGGUGUGAUACAAUUCGCGUACACCUGCAUCCAGGACCAUCCCGUAUGGAAGAACCAGCAGUUCUGGGAAGAUGCUUUCUACCACGACGUUCAAAAUUUCAUCAAAGAACUGUACCUUCCGCGGCAGACUUCGGAAAAGUCCUACAGCAGUUGGGCUACGGAUACGAAUGGUCUUGUUCAUUCGACAUCUCGAGACAAACUAGAUCGAUCAACGUUGCUUUCGCGAGCGCAGGAACCUUCGGCACUAGAGAUCGCAGCCGAUCAGAUGCGAAUCUGGCCCACCGUUGAUCUGGACAAGCAAACGGAGCUGACUAGCUCUGAAGAAAAGACCCUCUACAGUCAGGCGAUCCACUAUGCCAACCGAAUGGUAUUCCUACUCAUACCACAGGACGUCAACCAAGGAGGGAGGGUCCAGAAGCUAGAUUCCCACGCAGAUGACGACGCUAGUGUUUCCAACAGUGUGAUAGAGUCCCACAGUCACAGCGACCAUAGUGACGAAGGCUUUGAAGACAACGAUCCCAGCGAAGUAGGAUCGCAAGUCGCGAAAAUGGUGUGCAAAUUUAUCGAUCGAGUCUGCAACGAAGGGAACGUGACCCCAGAGCACCUCCGGAACCUUCACCAAAUGGUUCCCGGAGUGAUACAGAUGCACAUUGAAACCCUGGAAUCCGUGAACCGGGAAGCCAAGCGGAUACCUCCGAUCCAGAAACCCAAGCUUCAGUUCCCCAAUUUCCUCCAAGGUGAAGAACUCAUCGGGGAUCCCAUGCGAGUGUACCUGCUCGCGGACGGUCGCGAAGAGAAGGAAGUCGGAACGUCGAAUCUCCUGCCGGCGGAGGGAGCUCUCUACCUUACCAACUACCGAAUAGUGUUCAAGGGAAGUCCCUGCGAUCCGUACUGCUGCGAGCAGAGUGUAGUGCGGGCUUUCCCGAUUUCCUCCCUUACCAAAGAAAAGCGCCUCACAGUGAUCUAUCUGCAACAUCUGGAGCAGGUUCUGCAGGAAGGCAUGCAACUCCGAUCGUGCACGUUCCAGCUGAUCAAGGUGGCAUUUGACGAAGAAGUGAUUGCCGAUGCCAUCGAAGCCUUCCGGAAGACGAUACACCGGGUGCGACAUCCGGAGGACGAGUUUGGACAUUUCGCAUUCGCCACGACGCACGGUAUUACCAACCCUACUCCGUUGCACAAAGUCAAGGAGAAGAAUGCUACGCUGAAGGAUUUCGCCAAGAAGACUCUGCUGAGGACGGCUAAGAAGGCUGGUUUCAAGCAGAAAAGUACGACGAAGCGGAAGUAUAUUCUUCCGGGUGCUGACUUUGAGGAGACCUAUGGAAACAGUUCGAUGGGAAUCAAUGAAAACCCGGAGGAUGAAGACGGUUCGGACGACGGAGCAGACACAAUGCCACGGGUAACGGUGAAGGACGUGGAAAGACUGAAGGAACGAAGCUACGUCAAAGAUUGGCUCCGGGUGGGUUUGGGAGAUGUUCAAGCAGGUUACCGGAUAAGUUCGAUUAAUUGUAACUACAGUCUGUGUCGGACGUAUCCCGCAAUGUUGGUCUGUCCGAAAGACGUCUCCGAUGACAGCUUGAGAAAUCUUUCCCGUUGUUACAAGCACCAUCGGAUACCAGUCGCUACGUGGCGUCACAAGAAUGGAGCUACUCUACUGAGAGGUGCAGUACCGCUUGCCAAAGGUGUCAUGGGAAUGCUCAAAGGCCAUCCAGGUUCAUCGAACAACUCGGCAGACUCGGCCAGUUUCCAUGAACAAGACCGUUACUUCGUUUGUGUCAUCAAAACCACACCACACACUCGUCCGAUUCGGCAUACGGGUAACUUCUCCGAUUCUAACCUCUCCUUGGACUCCCUAGCCCUGGCAGCCAAUGGUUUGAUGACACGGACGGACAACUCAACCCUUACGCCUGACAUUGGACGCAAGAACAACGUAGGGUUGUACUCGAUCAACAACUCAUCGUUCUCCAGCUUUGGAGCCCUGCGACCUACCCCGAAGCAGAACAAAUGGGGUUCGUUGAAGCCCGGUGGUCACACAAGUGCUGCCACCUUGCGGGACUACAGCAGCUGGGAUCAUCAACCCCAGCAAUACACCAUCCAACGUGUGCCAUUAUACUUCCUCGGCGAGAAAUCUCAGUCCAAAUCAGCCAAGCUGUCGGAAAUGUACGCCGAGUUUAUCCCCGUGGACUACACCGAUGUGCGACACUCGCGAACCGCUUUCAAAAAGCUAAUGCGAGCCUGUCUUCCUUCCUGCCUAAACACCGAACCCGAUCAAACCUUCUCCAAGCUUGUGGAACAGUCGGAGUGGCUUCAGCAAAUCCGAGGACUCCUGCAACUGUCCGGGGCUGUCGUUGAUCUCAUGGACCUUCAAGAAUCCAGUGUAACUCUAGCUUUGGAGGACGGUUGGGACGUGACUGCCCAGAUUUCCUCACUUGCUCAAUUGUGUCUCGAUCCGUAUUACCGAACCAUCGACGGAUUCCGGGUCUUGAUCGAGAAAGAAUGGCUGGCUUUUGGUCAUCGAUUUGGACAUCGAAGCAAUCUCAAGCCUAACAGCAGUUCCGGUUCUCCAUUCGCGCCUACCUUCCUGCAGUUCCUAGACGCCGUUCACCAAAUCCAGUCCCAGUUUCCCCUCGCAUUUGAGUUCAACGAAUACUAUCUACGCUUCCUGGCGUAUCACCACGUCAGCUGCCGGUUCCGAACGUUCCUAUUCGACUGCGAACUGGAACGUGUCGACUACGGCAUAACUGCCAUCGAUGACAAACGCGGAUCGCUCAACUCGCACCACAAGCAUGUCGUCGAAGCCCUCACCGUAUCGGAUGAUGACAACAUCUAUCCGGGAGGUCUAGGUGGUGGUGUAGGUCGUGGGAAUCACGCAUCCAAUACUCAAAAGUUUGGACCUUCACUUUUCGAUUACAUCGAGAGACAGCACGCGAAGAAUCCAAGCUUCUACAACUUCAUGUACACUCCCGAUCCGGAUCGUCAAGUGCUUCGACCGCAAAGUUCCAUCUCAGUGCUGGAGGUCUGGUCGUACUAUCUGGAUGAAGAGCUUGCCCAAGGACCACCGUACGAUCCAGAACUUCUGAACAACGACAACCUGGACGAGGACAGCGACUACGGCAGUGCGGGCAGCAUGGCCAACAAACAUCCUCGGCGGAAGGUCGUCUCCGUAGGGUACGACAGCCUGAACAAGUACGACGCCGAUGCGUUUUCGCGGUUGAUUGAGGAGCUGAAGAAUGCCGAAGCGGAGAGAGGUCUGCUGCCGCAAAAGUGGCGCCAAGUUUGGGACAAACUUGAACUGCCGCAUUCGGACUCGUUGACGAGGCACGCUUCGUUCAGCAGUGCGCUGGUCAGAUCGCACGGUCGAUUACUGCACAAGAGAUCUACUCUGGAGAUCAUCAUGCGCGGCCGUCAGGUCGGAUACCACCAGGAGAACUUCCUGCAUCCGCAUCGCUUUGAGAAGCACGCCUAUUCUGCUCCCAUCAACUGCAACCACUGUGGUAAUGUUCUUUGGGGUCCGCUGCUCAACGGUUUAAGAUGUGUUGACUGCGGCAACACCUAUCACGAAAAGUGCGCGGAAUCGGUACCGAAGAACUGCACCAAGUACAAGGCGGUCGAAGGCACCCAGCCAACGUUGGCGAGGAAUCAGGGCGACAACAACAGCGUAUCGUCCAGUGUGAACACGGCUAACACGACGAGCCAGCACUACUACGAGCAGUACAGUAGUAACGUGGCGGAUGAUCGGACGCAUGAAGGAUAUCUGUACAAACGAGGUGCAAUAUUGAAAAACUGGAAGCAGCGGUGGUUCGUGCUGGACUCCCAUAAACAUCAGCUGAGGUACUACGAUGCGAUGGAGGACUGUAAUUGCAAGGGAUACAUUGAACUUGCGGAAGUGCAAUCAGUGGCGCAGGCACCACCACAAGCUGCUCCGGUGCCGUCUAAGAAGAUUGACGAGAAAGCAUUCUUUGAUCUAAAAACAAGCCGACGAACGUACAACUUCUACGCAGCGGAUGCAACAAGCGCCCAGGAGUGGAUCGAAAAGAUUCAGGCCUGUCUGCAGUAAAGACACAAAUGUCAGAGGAUGGUAUACACCACCCCCAAGCCGCCGUAUUCAUCAUCAUAUUCUCGUGUAUGGUAGAAACAAACCAGAAACAAAAAAAUCAUAAAUCAGUAGAGUAAAGUAGGCAUUCUAGCAAAUCACUACAAAAUCAUGAAACCUAAAGAUUUUCCAAACGGAUUUCGAUAUCGACGCAGUAUGGCGCGAAAAGAAAAGGUAGUAAUCAAACAUACUCAUAUAACAUUAGAAAGUGAACCAGCAGAAUAAUCAACCAUAAACGACAUUUACACAAAUAAUAGUAGGAGAAAGGCAGACAAUUUCAUAUCAGCAUGAUUGUUCGAAUUAUAAAUUCGGCUCGAAGCAAUUGAUUGUUUUGUUGAAUUGAAUCAAUCGAAUAGAAAGUGGGAGAAGAUGGCGACAUACAACCGUCUAAGCAAAAGGAUAUUCUGAAUAAUAGUAUUUAUCGGUGUAUAUGUGCCACUUGUUGCGCGCAAUUUGUUUCUUAAGUCGUUGUUAGGCGAAACUCGUUAUAUUUAAGUGACCAAUUAGGCUUCAUGUCGGGUGAAAUGACCACCUUCUAAAGAAUUUGCCAGGGUUGCCAGACUUUUUGGUUUGUGUUACGCCUUCGCUAUUAAUCUAAAUUAAAGGGUAGUGUACAGUAAUAUACAGGUAGGAAAUAGAUAACCGUUGCUCGAGAUCGACUACAGACGAGUGUCAUAUUACAAUACGUGUAUCAUAACUAUGAAACAUUCUCAAAAACGAAAUGGAAAACGUGCAAACCGCGCGUAGAAUGAUAUACCAAAAGAUGUUUUUUCUCCAUAUGGUUUUAUUUCAGCUUUUAACGCAUUUAUGUUUCUUCGGAAGUUCUUUUAGAAAGAAUUUGUCGCAUCAGUUUGAGUAAAUUCCUCGGUAGUUCUCAUUUUGGCUCACUUUCUUUGCCACGUGGGUUAAUUUAAGCUAGUUUCUGUAUAAAGUAAAUGUGUAAAAAUAUCUUUGUUACUAUAGUUUCUCUGUAAUAAGUGUUAAAAUUAUUGUUAGAUUUUUAAAGUUCUUUAUGGAAUACUUGGUGUUAGGAGAAACAGCUCAAAUAUUACGCAUUAGGACUAGCUAACUGAAAGAAUAUUGCAAUCUUAACUCGAAAUGAUUUAUAACUGAUAAGCUUCACCAGUUUGAUUUCCUACGUUAUAGUUUCUUCCACAGCAAAACCUGUCACAUGUGAUAUUCGACUCUGUUAUUCAUAUGUACACACGUGUGCGUACAAUGUAUACUCUUCUCUCUUAACAUAUUACUAGAAUCACGCUCGAAUUAAUCGGAUAGAACACGAAAGAGUACGCAACGCGAAAUCCAUUUAGUAGCUUCCCUUUUUGCUGUCUUCAUUACAAUGUAGAAGGAGCGAUUCCGAUCUCAGGCGUGCUGUUAGCGAAUACCGAGAGCGCACAGGUCUUCCUCGAGAUUCGAUCUAUGUAUUUACCAGUCCAGACAGUUCCAGUGAUGAACCCGGAUCAACCAUUCCCGAUUCAAUCAGCAUUAUAUCUUAUUUUUUGAACCAGGUACGUACUCUUUACGGAUUAUUCUCCCAUUUCAGUCUUCCCGUAACUCCCAUUGAUAUGUGAUCUUUACAACAAAUAGUUUAUCGUAGUUUUUUUUUUGCAUCGUCUAUCUGUUCAACUAAAUUCAAACGGUCAUAUCAAUUCCUAUCAUUCUUUGCCGUGGUAUUUUGGUCUCUGAAAAGGCUCCUAGAAAAUUAGCAAAAACUCACACAAAGAAAAACGAACAUUAUUGCAAACAAAGCUAGGCGAAAAAAAAAUGAACGAUAUUAUCAGUGAGGUUCCCACCAGCUUGUGAGUUCCGUCACGAUCCUGUACAAAUUUUAACGAAAUGUGAAGCUUUUUGGCGAAAGUUUUCACCAUUUGUAGGGUAUUAUUCGUCGCGCGGCGGCGAUGAAAUCUAAACAAAGUAAAAGUGCAGAUAAGAGUACAUCAAUGUCUAUUACUGUAACGUCUAUUUAGGUUAUCGAAAACUACACUGAAGAAAUGGAAGGAAAAAGCUAUUAUUACAAUUUGCAAAUAUAUACAACAUGGUAUAACAAAGUGAA